Messenger RNA from Exophiala xenobiotica, 1086 nucleotides. RefSeq lists its product as uncharacterized. Lineage: Eukaryota; Fungi; Ascomycota; Eurotiomycetes; Chaetothyriales; Herpotrichiellaceae. The record is from RefSeq and is a predicted model, not a curated record. The coding region runs from base 1 to 1086 and encodes 361 amino acids. The transcript is spliced from 3 exons.
AUGACAGCCAGCGACGUGUAUGAAAAUGCCGGCACCAAAGUCCUGCGGCCAGCAUAUCUCGCUCAUGUGGUCUUGCGCACGCCCGACCCGGAGAGUUUCAAGGCCAUGUGCGACUUCUACGUGAAGUUUCUCAACGCCGAAAUCACGUACCGCAACAACGUGCUCUGCUUCCUCACGUACGACGAGGAGCACCAUCGCAUCGCCUUUGGCAUUUUCCCAGACACGGUCAAGCGCGUGGGAAAGCCGGCAGGCCUGGCCCACAUUGCCUUUACAUACAACACGUUGCAGGAUCUUGCCGUGUCGUAUCGUCAGCGCAAAGCCCUGGGGCUCACUCCCUUCUGGUGCGUGAACCACGGUCCGACAACGAGCCCGUAUUUCCGAGAUCCCGAUGGGAACGAGCUCGAGACGCAGGUGGACAAUUUUGAUACUCCGCAAGAGGCCAGCGAGUUUUUUGCUUCCAAGGAAUUUGAGGACAAUCCUAUAGGAGUCGACUUUGAUCCUGAGGAGCUCAUUGAACGACUGAAAAGUGGAGAGGACGACAGGUCGAUCAAGAAGAGGAAGAAUAUUGGUAUGAAAUGCAAGUUCAACCACGUUGCCGUCGCCGUAGACGAUCUCGACGCUGCGGUCAAAUGGUACACAGAAACGCUCGGUUUCCACCAGAUCAUACCCGCUGCGCACAUGAGCCGAAAACAAGAUCCGCAUGGAAUAGUCUUUCGAGUCUACGGUCCGGACCUCCACGACGUCAAGGUCGCCUACUUGGGUGCCGAGAAUCAGAUCGGGUUUGAGAUCUUUCAAUUCAUCGACCCACCGCACCAGGGCGCCACAAUUGCGUCUCCGGCCUUGUUCGACGCCAGAGCAUGGACGCGUGGGGGCUUCUUCCACAUCGCCGUGACCACGACGGAACCAGAGAUGCUGGCGGAAAGGGUGCAGGUGGCAGGCGGUAAGCGCGUUGGGAAGUCUGUGACGCUGCCGAACGGCGAGACGGCUCUGUACGUGCAAGAUCCUUGGGGCAAUGUUAUUGAGGUUUGCUCUGCGGAUUUUGAACGCUUGAUUACUCCUCGGGCGGGUGAUGAUGGGCUAUGUUAG